AUGCCAGAGAUUGAAGAAAUUGACGACGACAUUCCCGAGCUUGAGGAACAAGUUCCUGAAUUGGAACCAGCUUCAGCUGCCGCUCCCGUCAUGCCUGAUGGUUCCAUGCCAAUGAUGGCUGAAACCAAGCAAAACCGUAACGAGAAGAAGUCUCGUAAGGCUAUGCAAAAGUUGGGCAUGCGACCAGUCCCUGGAAUCUUGCGGGUUACCGUAAAGAAGUCCAAGAACGUCUUGUUUGUCAUUAACAAGCCCGAUGUUUUCAAGUCCCCCACUGCUGACACUUAUGUUGUCUUUGGUGAGGCCAAGAGCGAAGAUCUUUCCAGUGCCAGUCAAGCUGCCGCUGCCAAGCAAUUCCGUCAACCUCAACAAGAGUUGCCCCCUGCUGCUGCCCCAGCGGCUCCUGCUGCCGCCGCCGCCGAAGAGGAUGAAGAAGUCGAUGAGACUGGAUUGGAAGCCAAGGAUAUCGAGCUUGUCAUUAGCCAAGCUGGAUGUACUCGCGCCAAGGCUGUCAAGGCACUCAAAGAAAACGAGGGUGAUCUUGUCAACAGUAUCAUGAGUCUGACCAAGUAA
Cylindrotheca closterium is the source of this 570-nucleotide messenger RNA. NCBI's taxonomy places the organism in Eukaryota, Bacillariophyta, Bacillariophyceae, Bacillariales, Bacillariaceae. The record is from the annotation of a GenBank genome assembly.